This is a messenger RNA of Gadus morhua (Atlantic cod), 2518 nucleotides long. RefSeq names its product non-SMC condensin II complex, subunit H2 (gene ncaph2). Gene Ontology annotation, cellular component: nucleus; condensin complex. The record is from RefSeq and is a predicted model, not a curated record. Gene Ontology annotation, molecular function: chromatin binding. Lineage: Eukaryota; Metazoa; Chordata; Actinopteri; Gadiformes; Gadidae. Gene Ontology annotation, biological process: meiotic chromosome condensation; mitotic sister chromatid separation. Bases 161 to 1981 code for a protein of 606 amino acids. The transcript is spliced from 20 exons.
AAGAAGAAUUAACGCGCGGUUAUUUGGACUGUUUACCUUCUGCAUCUCAGCGGACGGCUACGACCAAUCUUCUGUAAUUGUGUCCUCAUCUAUUUAUCUAUUCACCAAACACUUUGAGCAGUGUACCGUCUCCGAUGCUGCUUUGAGGUACCUGGACGACAUGGAGUCCGCAGAGAACCGUUUCGCCCAUCUGUUGCAACCGAUCCGGGAGCUCACCAAGAACUGGGACAUCGAUGUGGCCUCGGAGCUCAACGACUAUCUGGAGGAGCUGGACGAGAUAUGCAUCGCUUUUGACGGAGGGAAGAUCCAGUUGAAUUUUGCGGAAGCAGCGCUUCUCAUCCAAGGAUCGACAUGCAUCUACAGCAAAAAGGUGGAGCUUCUGUACAGCUUGGUGUUCCAAACGAUGGACUACAUCAACGACAAAAAACAGAGGCGGGACAAGCAGGCGGGAGCAGCCGACAAGGAGGUCGAAGGCGACCACGAAGCAGACGACAACGACGACGGAGACUUCAUGUACCAAGAGAUUGACUCCAGCACUGCCGACAUGUCCCAUGAGUCUGACUCCACCACGCCGGUGCACGUGGCCCCCCUGGCCCCGGAGGCCCUCAUCCUGCCCGAGACCCACGAGAAGCAGAAGCUGCCCCUCAUAAGCGUCAAGGGCGAGGUGCUCGGGAGCCACAAGGACUUCCGCAUCAACACCUACAUCCCCGGCGCCCAGGACCUCAUCCUUCUGACCCACGGCCUCGCCGCGUUCACCGCCGCGGAGGGGGGCCCCGACGCCGGGGGCCACAACGCCGGGGGCCACUCCCUCAGUCAGCCACCGCAGGAGGAACCUGUCGACGUGACUGCAGCACCAGAGGCCCCCGGGAACCACGUUGCCGAUGGCGACGACGACUUCAUGCCCCUCCAGGACCCCGGAGAGGAGAUGGACCAGACGCCAGAGGAGCACAUCGAGAGACAACAGGCCCCCAGCGAAGGCAGGAUGUUGCGGGAGCGACCGAACCCCCAGGCGGCCCAGAAGGAGACUGAGGAGCGGAGCAAGGGCCAGCAGGAGAGGGCCAACGCGUGGCAGCUGCAUAACCCCUAUGACGUCUUCGCCGUGGACAAGCCUCUUAAAACGGGGAAGUGCUACAAGGUGCCUGACGGGCUGAACGACGGCGGGAAGAGGAAGAGGAAACGUCCGGACGCGCUCCAGGACUUCAGGAGCUGGUUCACCGGCCUGUUUAAUCCCCCGGAGCACAAGCUAAAGGGCGGUCCGGCGAGUACAGAUCUGAAUUACGUUUACUUGAGCAAAGUGAAGGAAAAGAUGAAGACGAGGAAGAGGAUCAACAGGAAAGCGGGGGUGGUGGUCUCAGACGAGGAGCUGAGGAGAACCUUCCUGCAGCCGGCAGGAGAAGGAGCUCAGAGGGGGGAGGGGGAGGAGGAGGACGGCCCGGAGGAGAACCGCCUAGACCUGCAGGGUGGCGAUGACGACGGCUCGGACAACGACCACGAGCCGUUGGACGACGUCCCCGCCGGGUUCGGAGGCGGGGACGACUUCAUAAUGCCAGGCAGCCAGGGGGACGAGCUGAGCUACGAGGACCUCGUCAGGAAGAGCGUGGAGCAGUACCUGGUCAACUCCAAGGGGUACGCCCAGGAGACGGCCUUGUCCCGCCGGGUCAAGGAAUGGGGCGACAAGCUUCGCCCCGACCUCGUGAUGCAGGAGGAGCGGCCGACCUUCGACAUCCACGACUACAGCGACCGCAUCGUGGCGGCGCUGGGCGACGUCGGCCGCAGUCGCUCGCUGGCCUCCGUGGUCGGCGGCCUCGACAACUUCGAGGUCUGCAAGUACAUGCUGGCCGCGCUGCAGCUGGCCAACGACUACACGGUGGAGAUCAGCAGUACCCCGGGGCUGGAGGAGAGUGUGGACACCAUGGGGCUGACCCUCCUCACCACGCACAGGGCCAACGACCGCUUCAAGACCAUGGGGGGCGCCAUUUGAGACCCCCCCCCCCCCCCGCGGGGCCCGAGGCCAGGACACACCUCCACCUGGACAGAAGCGCGACGGACGUCUCUGAAACCCACGAAGGGGAAAUCAUCUGGCAAAAUCUUUGGAACUGGACUGAGUUUACCUCAAAAUGAAUGGAUUUCAUGCGGGCUCAUUAAGUGCUGUUGAUUUAACCUCGAAUGUUAAUCUCCGCUCUUUAUUGAAAACACCACUGUGCUCGUAUCUCGGCAAUAUUAUUAACAUGCAUGCAAUUUUUUUAAGACUUGCUCGGUAAAAGAUUAACCGUGAUGUCAUGUUUUUUUUGUUUUUUUUGAUUUGUCAAAUUCCUUUGCUACGACUUUCCUAUACAAUCUGUAUUGGCCUACAAUGACUAGUUGAAGUUCUUUCCUGAUUAGUAAAAAUAAGUAUAUACAACUGAUCACUCACACACAGGACAGCACACUCUUGACAUUGCACAAAUAUUGUUUGGUGUUUAUGUAUAUACACAAAUGUCAUUUUACAGCCAACAUUAAACAACCAGAACUCCUCAUG